Messenger RNA from Linum trigynum, 2649 nucleotides. The record is from the annotation of a GenBank genome assembly. NCBI's taxonomy places the organism in Eukaryota, Viridiplantae, Streptophyta, Magnoliopsida, Malpighiales, Linaceae.
AUCUAUCAAUGAUGAUGAGGAUAACUUGAGAAAAAUAAAUCGUAGAAAUGCAAUUGAUUGACCACCUUAAUCAAAAUCUAAUUCAUUUCUCUCAAUCCUCAUUUCACUCUUUCACUUUCCCCCUUGUCAACAAAAUUAUGUUAGUUAAUUAUUACUUAGUAGAUGUAUCAGAGUUAGAACAUAAAAAUUUGAAAAAUAUUAUACUCUAUAUUAUGUAUUAAUGGAAUUUUUAGGAUCAUAAUCUUUGAACCAUAUUAAAAAAAUGACCGUGUUUUAUUGACUUCAUGAUAUAAUAUGUUCGUUUAGAAUUAUAAUUAGAACUUUUCUUGUAAGUUUAAGGUAUAAUAAUGUUGGAUGUACGGGUAUGGGUAUUACCCAUGGGUACUCGAAACCCACGGGUAUGGGGAUGGGUUUGCAAAACAUUCCCCCGCAUGGGUAUGGGGCAGGUAUGGGUUUGGGUAUUUGAAGAUGGGUAUGGGGAUGGUUUAAGCAAACCCGCCCCAAACCCGCCCCAUUGCCAUCCCUAGUCCCAGGAAGGAAAUCCGGAAAAAAAGGUGAUUAGAAUGAGAACCCAAAGUGGAUCAGAAGCUUCGGCCUGUUAUAGCAACUGGGCUGCCCCACUCCAAGAAACUUUGUCCCAGCAACGCGAUGCAGGCCUCCACUCCAAGCCUCCGACUCACCGAGGCAGUGCUCGCAACCACCUGAGUCCGCAGCUCGUCGCCCUCCGUCCAAUCUCGUCGCCCUCCGUCCAAUCUCGUCGCCCUCUGUCCAGAGUCUAUAGCUCGUCGUCGCCCUCCGUCCAAUCUCGUCGCCCUUCGUCGAGAUUGUUUGGGUCAAAACAGAGUCUAUAUGCUGCUGAAUUUUUUGCAACAUGGUCAAAAUGGGUCAAAACAGGUCAAAACCAGAUUGGGACCAGACCGGAUCAAAACCGGAUCGGGUUAAAACCGGACUGUACCCAAUCCAAACUUUGGUCCCUAUAUUUUUAAAAAGACCGGACUGGAUCGGAUCAAUUCGGGCCAAUUUAACCGGACCGGACCGUAUAACCACCCCUACAUCAUAAUCCGAGGAAGGAAAUCCGGAAAAAAAGGUGAUUAGAAUGAGAACCCAAAGUGGAUCAGAAACUUCGGCCUGUUAUAGCAAUUGCCCCCCCCCCCCCCCCCCCCCCCCCCCUUCACAAAGCAGGCCUAUUUCAGAGGGCCGACAAUUGGGCCUGGCUGGCCAGACGGAUAGAAAGAACAGACUCGUUCGGAUCCAUCGAGAUGCUCUCCAUAGUGAUGACGGAGCAACCGAAGCAAAUAACCAAAAGAAUUGUCACCUCGCCAUAAUCCUGCCGUCACCAUCUCCUUAAACCAAGUGUCGUCUUCCUAGUAAAAGCGUUCACACAUCAACUGCACACCACAUCAUCAUCAUCGCUUCACAAACUCCAACGCUGGCUCACGGCGCAUGCAAUAUCAUCAAUUCAUCACCAUUACAAGCUCUCCAUCUCCUUUAUCUAACCCAGUUCUCAAAAAUCCGUCACUAUCUCCCUAGCUAGCUAGGAAGUAAAGAAAGAAAGAAAGGAAGAAUGUCAUCGGCGGCAGGGAUGUCCGUAGGCUUGCUCGCCGGGUUCCACGGCCUGAAACAUAACUCGUCGCGGGAUACGAAGCAGUUAUACGAUGUUGCGUGGAGGAGGAAGGCUGCUAGUGCUACUACUGUGUCGAAUGGUUCGAGGGUUUGCUGCAUGAAGACGUGGAACCCGAUCGACAACAAGAAGUUCGAGACGCUGUCUUACCUUCCUCCGCUGUCACAGGACUCCGUCGCUAAGGAGAUCGAUUACAUGAUCAAGAAGGGCUGGAUUCCUUGCCUUGAAUUUGAUGAGGUGGGAUAUGUGUACAGGGAGAACAGCAGGAUGCCAGGGUACUACGACGGCAGGUACUGGACUCUGUGGAAGCUGCCGAUGUUCGGUUGCAACGAUUCAUCCCAGGUGCUGAACGAGAUCGAGCAAUGCAAGCAGACUUACCCUAAUGCUUACAUCCGCUGCCUCGCAUUCGACAACAUUCAGCAGGUCCAGUGCAUGGCUUUCCUCAUCCAGACUCCCAAUUAAGCUAGCUAGCUAGCUAGCAAUUCCCCCCUGCAUCUUUCUCAACUUAAUUAGAUGCAUCGAUCUAGCUACCAUUACCAUUGGGGCGCCCUUCGUCCCUUGUUCUGCUGAAUAACCUUUCCUCAAUAAAAAACUGCAAGAGGGUUUUGCUGAAUGGGGUUCUAGAGUUUGUCUAGCUGCUUGAUCAUGGGGGUUGUUUUGAAGCUCUACUCUUUCAAACCUUCCAAGACCUACAUACAUUAUGUAGCUGGUUAUGUAAUAAUGAGUAGUUGUUUAAUGCUUGUUUUCACAUGUUAUAUCUGCAGCAUCAGGUGCUUUGUAAUUCCAUUUCCAAGCUGUUUAGGUUUCACCUACCACUAGAUAACAAACCCUUGUCAUUGUGGGUCGUUUGGAUUAGGAAUUUUUAUACGAAAGGGUUUCACCCAAAUUCAUCGUUGAAAGUAGCAGGGAAUUUGUAUUAAACGAAAUAAACUCGUUUGGAAGCGAAUGUGGGGUUUCCAAAAAGAAAUAAAAAAUAUAAUUUUCUUCCCAUUCAACUGUUGAAAUUAAAAUAAAGUUUAAUUAUUGAA